AGUUUCUGAGGCCAGAUUUGAACUCAGGUGUUCCUGACUCUAGGCCCAGCACCGUAUCAACUCUGGUAUUUAGCUGCCUCUAAGUGCCUAUCUUGGUGACCCUGCGUGGUCAGAAGCAUAAUGGAUAGAGAUGGUGUUUGGAAGCCUCACUAUGGAAAGAGAGGGGAUUCCAAAGCAUUGAAUACUCCAAGGGACAGCAAAGACCAUCAAGGGGAAGAGAAGAGCGUUCCUUAAUAUUGUUCUUUAAAUUCUUUGGGGGACCCAGAGUAUUGUGGACCACAACCAGGUGGUGUAAGGAGGCAUGGAUUCAGUGUUGGCUCUGCAGCUGGCUUGCUGCGUGACCAUUGGCAAGUCACUGCCUUUGUCUGGGCGUUCCUUUUUCCAUUUGUUAAAUGGAAAUGAUAACGCCUACUCUGUAUCUCCCAGCAAGUAGAUCACUUAGACUCCUGAAAUCCUAGAACACUAGAGCUGGAAGAAGCUUGGAGAACAAAACGUAGGAUGUCAGCUGGAAAGAAUUCAGGACAUGGACUGUCAGAGCUGGGAAGGACAUGAGAACCCAAUUCUGUUUUGCACUCUCAACAGCCACAAGGUGGACAUGCAGAGGCUGCUGGGGGGCCAGAUUGGUCUGGAGGACUUUAUCUUUGCCCAUGUACGUGGUGAGACCAAGGAGGUGGAGGUCACGAAGACAGAGGAUGCGUUGGGGCUCACCAUCACAGACAACGGGGCGGGCUAUGCCUUCAUCAAGAGGAUCAAGGAAGGAAGUAUCAUUAACCGGAUUGAAGCAGUUUGCGUGGGCGACAGCAUAGAGGCCAUCAAUGACCAGACCAUCGUGGGCUGCCGACACUAUGAGGUGGCCAAGAUGCUUCGGGAGCUGCCCAAGGCCCAGCCCUUCACCUUGAGGCUAGUGCAGCCCAAAAGGGCCUUUGAUAUGAUCGGCCAGAGGACCCGGAGCAGCAAGUGCCCUGGGGAGGGGAAGGUGACCAGUGGGAGGGAGACUCUUCGUCUCCGGGCCCGGGGUUCUGCGACAGUGGAGGAGGUGCCCAGUGAGUUUGAGGAGGAGGCUGCCCGAAGGGUGGAUGACCUGUUGGAGAGUUACAUGGGCAUCCGGGACCCAGACCUGGGUAAGGGGCCAGGCCUCAACUCUGGUGGAGACGUCCAAAGAGACUCAGAGCGCUCAGGAGUUUGCGCGCGGCUUGGACUCCGUCUUGGGCGAGUUUGCCUUCCCCGACGAAUUUGUGGUGGAAGUGUGGGCAGCGAUAGGAGAGGCCAAGGAAGCCUGCGGCUAGGCAGGUCUCUGGCCCGGAACCCUGGAACCCAGGAUGGCCCAGAAACCCUGGUCCGGCCCCCGCCUGUUAGGCCCUGGCCCAAGACCCACAGCUUAGUCCCCCAGCCCCAGGCACCAACCCAGGUUUUGAAAGCUGGUCCCCAGAAGUCGGCUCAGCCUCAGUGCAGCCAUCAGAAGCUAGGCCAGUCUUCUGACUCCCCUAAACAAGCUCAGUACUCUGGCCACCGAAAGCUAGCCCACCCCUCUGGUUCACAGAGGAUGGCCCCAAUUCCUGGCUCCCAGAAGCCAUCCCAGUCCUCUGAACCCUCCAAACAAGUUCAGUGUCCUGGCUCCCAAAAACCUGUUCAAGGCUCUAGCUCCCCAAAGUUAGCUCAGAUAACCUGCUCCCAGAGAAUGGUACAGCCUUCUGAGCCCCCCAAACAGCCUCAGGGUUCUUGUCCUCAGAAGCCAGCCCAAACUUCUGACUCCCCAAAACAGUCUCCAUCCUCUGGCCCCCAGGAGCCAGCCCUGCCCUUGGGGUCCUCAAAACAGAGCCAGCCUUCUGAUUCCCCUAAACAGGCUCAGUGCUCUGGUCCUCAUAAUCUGGUUGAGUCUUCUGAACCCCGACAAAAGGCUCAAUUUUAUGACCCUCAAAAGUCAGUUCAGCCUUCUGACUCCCCAAAAGAGGCUCAGUUCUCUAGCCUCCAGAAGUCGGCUCAGACUUCUGACCUCCCAAAACAGGCCCAGUGCUCUAACCCUCAUAAAUUGGAUAAGACCCUAGACCCCCAUAAAUUAGCACAGUCAGCUGAACUGCACUCUUCCCCACCAAAGUUGUCCCAGAUGACUAACUCCCCAAAACAAGCUCAAUUAUCUGGCCCCCAGAAGUUAAUCCAGGCCUAUGAUCCUCCAAAACAGGUUCAGUUUUCUGGCUUGCUGAAACCAGCUCAAUCUUUGGAUCCCCCAAAACAGAUUCAAUUCUUGGACCCCCAGAAGUCAGCCCAGUCUUCUGACCCUCCGAAACAGGCCCAGAACUCUGCUCCCCAGAAGCUGGCUCAGCUCUCUGACCUCCCAAAACAGGCUCAGUUUUCUGGCCCCCAAAAGGUGGCUCAGCCCUCUGAUCUCUCAAAACAGGUUCGGUUCUCUGAUCUGGUGAAACCUGCUCAACUUUCUGAUCCCCCAAAACAGGCUCAAUUCUCUAGCCCCCAAAAGCCAGUCCAGUCUGAUGACUUCCCCAAACAGGUUCAAUUCUCUUGCCCCCAGAAAUUAGCACAGCCAUCUGACCACCCUAAGCAGACCCAGCACUCUGUGUCUCCAAAGCUGGCCCAGAUCACUGACCCCUCAAAACAGGCUCAGUUAUCCGGUCGUCAGAAGCCAGCCCAGACUUCUGCCUCUCUGACACAGCACCAGCACUGUGUCUCCCAGAAGUUGGCUCAGCCUUUGGACCCCCCAAAACAGGUUCAAUUUUCUGACCCCUCAAAGCAUGCUCAGUGCCCUGGCUCUCAGAAGUCAGCCCAGUUUUCUGACCUUCCAAAACAGGCCCAGCAUUCUGCUCCCCAGAAGUUGGCUCAACCCUAUGACCCCCCAAUACAGGUUCAAUUCUCUAGCCCCCAGAAGCCAGCCCUGCUCUCUGACCCCUCAAAACAUGCUCAGUACCCUGGCUCUCAGAAGUCAGCCCAGUGUUCUGACCCAAAACAGGAUCAGGAUUCUGCUCCCCAGAAGUUGUCUCAGCCCUCUGACCCCCCAAUACAGGUUCAAUUCUCUGGCCCCCGGAAGUUGGCCCAGCCCUCUGACCCCCUAUUACAGGCUCAAUUCCCUGGCGUUCAGAAGUCUGCUCAGCCCUCUGGCCCCUCAAAACAGGUUCAAUUCUCUGGUCCCCAGAAGCCAGCCUUGCUCUCUGACCCCCCAAAACAUGCUCAUUGCUCUGACCCUCAGAAGUCAGCCCAGUCUUCUGACCCAAAACAAGAUCAGCAUUCUACCCUCCAGAAAGUGGCUCAGCCUUCUGAUCUCCCCAAACAAACUGAAUUUUCUGCUCCCCAGAAGUCAGCUCAGCCCUCUGGCCCCCCAAAACAGGCUCAAUUCUCUGGCUCCCAGAAGCCAUCCCAGCCCUCUGACUCCCUAAAACAUGCUCAUUGCUCUGGCCUUCAGAAGUUAGCCCAGCCUUCUGACCUCAAACAGGAUCAGAAAUUGGCUCCGCUCUCUGAUCCCCCCAAACAGGCUCAGAUUGCUAUCCCCCAGAAGCCAGCUCAGCCCUCUGGCCCCCUAAAACAGGUUCAGUUCUCUAGCCCCCCAAAGCUAGCCCAGCUCUCUGACCCCACAAAACAGGUUCAGUGCACUGGCCUUGAGAGGCUAGUUGAUAGCCCAGACUCCCAGAAAUCAGCACGGGCAUCUGACCCCCCAAAGCAAGUUCAGGCUUCUAAUUCCCCAAAGUUAGCUGUGGCCAUCCACUCCCAGAUGCCAGCUCCCAAACAGGCUCAGAGUUCUGGACCCCAGAAGCCAGCCCAAAUUGUCAGCCCUUCGAAGCUGGCUCAAGGCCCCAGCCCUCAGCUGCAGGCCUCCAGACAAGGCCCCUCCAUCCCGGGCCCCAGACCCCGACCCAGUUCCCCACACAAUCCCAAGGUCCCUAUCCCCCUAACCCGAGGUCCUCUCCCUUAUCCUCCUUCAGGGCCCCCCAAGCCCAGCUCUGGGAUCCAGGGGGCCACUACUACUCCUCAGGGGUCUUUUCCUGGUCAGGGUGGGUUGUCACAGACCCCUCCCCAAGGUGGUUCUAUUCCUCUUACCCAGAGUGCCUGGGUCCCAGGGAGCUGGGCCCAGGGCCCAGGAGGAGAUAUCGGAAUCAGGUGGAGCCGGGGGGGCCAGAUGGAAACAGGGGGUUCAGUUUCCUCUGGCUCUGGCCUCUGCUGAGUCUUUGGCUCAGAGGCCCGUAAGGGGAUCCAGAGCUGGGGAGAAGGGGUAUCUAGGUCCCCCCAGUGCUCAACCAGUUGCUUCUAUCUGUACCUUGAGGCAUGUGAAGAUUAAAAGCAAUUCCUAUGUU
Vombatus ursinus (common wombat) is the source of this 4295-nucleotide messenger RNA. RefSeq names its product GIPC PDZ domain containing family member 3 (gene GIPC3). The record is from RefSeq and is a predicted model, not a curated record. NCBI's taxonomy places the organism in Eukaryota, Metazoa, Chordata, Mammalia, Diprotodontia, Vombatidae. The transcript is spliced from 6 exons. Bases 524 to 4165 code for a protein of 1213 amino acids. Gene Ontology annotation, molecular function: protein binding.